AUGGCCAUUCACACUUUAAAUCCAUCCUGUCAGCCACUGCGCGUAUCUGGCGAUGCUAUCGUCAACGCCGCUGGUGAGCGUAUUGUGCUGAAGGGUACAGCUCUGGGUGGUUAUCUCAACAUGGAGAACUUUAUUACUGGCUAUCCAGGCCAUGAACACGAGCAUCGAGCUGCACUUGCUUCAGUUCUGGGCAAGGAAAAGGCACAGUUCUUCUUCGAUAGGUUAUUACACUACUUCUUUACUGAAGCUGAUGCGAAGUUUUUCGCGUCGCUGGGCAUGAACUGCAUACGCCUACCGUUCAACUACCGCCACUUCAUCGAUGACCAGGAUCCGACGUCCUUCAAGAAAGAGGGGUUUGAUCUUAUGGACCGUGUCAUCAACAUUUGUACAAGAUACAACCUGUACGUUGUCCUGGAUCUUCACGCCGCGCCAGGUGGUCAGAACCAAGAUUGGCACUCUGAUAGCGGGCUCAACAAGGCCAUGUUCUGGGAGUUCCGCGUGUUCCAAGAUCAGGCAAUUGAGCUUUGGAAAGCUAUCGCAACGCGCUACAAGGGCAACCCAGUAGUAUGUGGCUACAAUCUACUUAACGAGCCGGCAGACCCUGAGCACGUUCGUUUGAUUUCGUGGUACGAGCGUGCAGAAAAGGCCAUCAGAGCUGUAGACCCAGACACUAUGCUCUUCAUCGACGGCAACACAUACGCAAUGGACUUCACAUAUUUCCAAAACGUCCUGCCCAAUGCCGUCUACGCAUGCCACGACUACGCGAUGUUCGGGUUCCCAAUCCCCGGGCAGCCUUUAUAUUCUGGUAGCGACGACCACAAGGGCAAACUCAAGCGGCAAUUCGACCGGAAAGCGCUCUUCAUGCGAGAGAAGAAGGUGCCCAUCUGGAACGGAGAAUUCGGUCCCGUGUAUGCCAACGAGAGUGUCGACCCCGAGGCAGAGAAGGUCAACAACGCGCGCUAUCACAUGCUGCAAGACCAGCUUAACAUCUAUGACCAAGACAAGGUCAGCUGGAGUAUCUGGUUGUACAAAGACAUUGGCUACCAGGGCAUGGUCUACGUCAACCCGGACACACCAUACAUGAAGCUCAUCGCGCCUUUCGUAGCGAAGAAGCAGAAGCUAGCACUCGACUUCUGGGGCUGUGUAGACAAAGAGAGUGUCAAGGAUGUGUACGCUCCGUUCAUCGAAGGCUUGAAAAAGAUGGUGCCUGAGCACAUCCAGAAGAAGAAGUAUCCACAUAUCUGGACAUUCGAUAGGCAGGUGGAAAGGGCGGUCAGGGAGUGUCUGAUGAGCGAGUAUCUGGGAUGGGAAUUUGCGGAGCUGUUUGAGGGGAAGACGGAAGCGGAGCUGGAGGAGUUGGCGAGGAGCUUCGCUUUUGAGAAUUGCAUCAAGCGGGAUGGGUUGAAUCGGAUUUUGGAGGAAGAUGGUAGGAAUUCUGCGAAAUGA
This is a messenger RNA of Didymosphaeria variabile, 1446 nucleotides long. RefSeq lists its product as uncharacterized. The coding region runs from base 1 to 1446 and encodes 481 amino acids. Gene Ontology annotation, molecular function: beta-glucosidase activity. The transcript has a single exon. The record is from RefSeq and is a predicted model, not a curated record. NCBI's taxonomy places the organism in Eukaryota, Fungi, Ascomycota, Dothideomycetes, Pleosporales, Didymosphaeriaceae. Gene Ontology annotation, cellular component: cell surface; extracellular region. Gene Ontology annotation, biological process: glucan catabolic process.